UUAACCGUGUUUUUAUCUUAAAUACCGACUUCAGGAUAAUUCCUCUGAAUUUCGGACACCGUGGGCAGCAAUCCCGGGACAGUCCUGUCCUCUUCCCUCUCUCUCAGCCCCACGAUCCGUACACGGGCCCCGGGGAGCUUCUGGCUGAUGAGGGAAUGGGAACCGAUGGAUCUCUCAGACAGAGCUGAGCUCCAGCUAUCUAAAUGCAAGGAUUAGGAACUCGGAGAAAGGGAACACAAUCUUUUACAUCAGCAGUUGAGAAAAUCACCUUUGUUCUACCUCCAAUCACUAACAAGAGAAAAUCUGCAGAUGCUGGAAUUCCAAGCAACACACACAAAAUGCCGGUGGAACUCAGCAUUAGUACUCUUUUCCGUAGAUGCUGCCUGGCCUGCUGAGCUCCUCCAGUAUUUUGUGUGUGUUGCUUCCUCUACCUCCUCUUGCUCUGGACUUUUCUACCGGUUAAAAAUGAGAAGGAAUUCGUCUCCAGGAAGCUCAAGCACGGCACAACAGUUUUGUUGUCUCUGUCUAGAUAUUUAAGAAGUGGAGCAAGGAUCCAAUUGACCAUCCUUCCUGCUCAGACUGUGGGGAGGGAUUCUCUCGGUCAUCUGACCAACUCGCAAGCCCGUCACUUUACACAGGAGAAAGGCCUUUCACCUGCUCAGACAGUGGGAAUGGAUUCACUCGGUUAUCACAAUUGAAGGUACAUCAGCAAGUUCACACUGGGCAAGGCCAUUCACCUGUUCUGUGUGUGAGAAAAGGUUUAGUUGGUCAUCCCACCUGUGGACACACCAAUCAGUUCACACCACACUGGGCAGAGGCUGGUCAUCUGCUGAAUUUCUGGGAAAGGAUUCACUCAGUCAUCUGACCUAAUGGCUCACCAGCCACUUCACACUGGGGAGAAGCCAUUCACCUGCUCAGAGUGUGGGAAGGGAUUCACUCAGUCAUCCCACCUACGGAGUCACCAGCAAGUUCACACCGGGGAGAAGCCGUUCACCUGCUCAGUCUGUGGGAAGGGAUUCACUCAGUUAGCUAACCUACAGAAACACCUGCGAGUUCACACUGGGGAGAAGCCAUUCACCUGCUCAGAGUGUGGGAAGGGAUUCACUCAGUCAUCCCACCUACGGAGUCACCAGCAAGUUCACACCGGGGAGAAGCCGUUCACCUGCUCAGUCUGUGGGAAGGGAUUCACUCAGUUAGCUAACCUACAGAAUCACCUGCGAGUUCACACUGGGGAGAGGCCAUUCACUUGCUCAGUCUGUGGGAAGGAAUUCACUCAUUUAUCCAGCCUACAGAGACAUCAGCAAGUUCACAGUGGGGAGAGGCCGUUCACCUGCUCAGUCUGUGGGAAGAGAUUCACUAAUUUAUCCAGCCUACAGAGACAUCAGCGAGUUCUCAGUGGAGAGAGGCCGUUCACCUGCUCAGAAUGUGGGAAGGGAUUCACUCAGUCAUCCCACCUACAGAGUCACCAGCGAGUUCACACCGGGGAGAAGCCGUUCACCUGCUCAGUCUGUGGGAAGGGAUUCACUCAGUCAUCCCACCUACAGAAUCACCUGCGAGUUCACACUGGGGAGAGGCCAUUCACUUGCUCAGUCUGUGGGAAGGAAUUCACUCAUUUAUCCAGCCUACAGAGACAUCAGCGAGUUCACACUAGGGAGAGGCCAUUCACCUGCUCAGUCUGUGGGAAAGGAUUCACUCUGUCAUCUACCCUACUGGUACAUCAGCGAGUUCACACUGGGGAGAGGCCGUUCACCUGCUCAGUCUGUGGGAAGGGGUUCACUCACUCUUACAACCUACAGAGACACCAGCGAGUUCACACUGGGGAGAGGCCAUUCACCUGCUCAGAAUGUGGGAGGAGAUUUGCUGACUCUUCCACCCUGCAGAGACACCAGCGAGUUCACACUGGGGAGAAGCUUUUCACCUGCUCAGAAUGUGGGAAAGGAUUCACUCUGUCAUCUAACCUACUGGUACAUCAGCGAGUUCACACUGGGGAGAGGCCGUUCACCUGCUCAGUCUGUGGGAAGAGAUUCACUCAUUUAUCCAGCCUACAGAGACAUCAGCGAGUUCACACUAGAGAGAGGCCGUUCACCUGCUGAGAAUGUGGGAAAGGAUUCACACAGUCAUCCCACCUACUGGCACACCUCUCAGCUCACAAUGGGGAGUGGCCAUUGUUAUGCAUCCCUAGGUUUUGUUUGCUGUGGACUUUCAUUUUAAGAGAGAGAGAGGGAGAGAUUAAAAAGACAAAUCAGUCCAAUUUGCAGCUUGUUUACAUCGUGUGCAGCUUGUUUAGUUUUAACCAAGGACACAGACACUCAGAGACAGACAGAGACAAAGGAGGAAAAAUGGAAAGGUCGAAACCAGGGAACUAGUGGCCAAGGGUCACUGUUUGGAACUUUCCUUUGCCCACAAGGGUGGAUUCACCUUACAUCGAAUGUGUGGUUGUCACCUCAUUUGAUCCAUAGGAGUGGAUCUGAUUUGGGAUAUCCUGUGGAGACCACUUAUGUGUUACCCUUGCCUGGCUGUGGUGUGGUAGUUCACUUGAAGAUGAUACCCCUUAUGACAAGUCACUUCGGAUGAUAAUUAGUAUGUGGAUUUGGAAGGAUGACAGAUAAAAUCUACGGUGACUGUUGGUCUCGUUUUACCACCAUGAAACCUGUGGAAUACAACAUAAUUGCCUUCUCUCAACAUUUACCCUGGAUUACAAAUAUCUCUCUCUCAUCACCUAUUCUGUAGUUGAACUGAACUUUCAUACUUUACCAUCUCAAAACUCCAAGCCUUGUUUCCCCUGAGCUCAAUAGUUUGGGAGAUUUAUUUCUACAGAUUUAUACACAUAACACUCAUGAGGAAAUCUGCAGAUGCUGGAAAUUCAAACAACACACACAAAAUGCUGGUGGAACCAGCAAGCCAGGCAGCAUCUAUAAGGAGAAGAAAUGUCAACGUUUCAAGCUGAGACCCUUCAUCAGGACUAACUGAAAGGAAAGAUACUAAGAGAUUUGAAAGUAGUGGGGGGAGGGUGAAAUGCAAAAUGAUAGGAGAAGUCUGGAGGUGGUGGGAUGAAGCUAAGAGCUGGAAAGGUGAUUGGCAAAAGUGAUACAGAGCUGGAGAUGGGAAAGGAUAAUUGGACAGGAGGCCUCGGGAGAAAGUAAGGUGCGGGGGAAGCACCAAAGAGACAUGGAAAACAGGCAAACAAUUAAAUAUGUCAGUGAUGGGGUAAGAAGUGGAAGAGGGGCAUUAACAGAAGUUAGAGAAGUCAAUGUUCAUCCCAUCAGGUUGGAGGCUACCCAGCCGGUAUAUAAGGUGUUGUUCCUCCAACCUGAGUUUGGAUUAAUUUUGACAGUAGAGGAGGCCAUGGAUAGACAUAUCAGAAUGGGAAUGGGAUGUGGAAAUAAAAUGUGUGGCCACUGGGAGUAGUCUGUUGCUGCUGGUUCGUUUCUAAAGCGUUAUGGUUUGUAACAAAAUGGGGCCUGCGUCUGGGAUAUGAACAAAUUUAAGGAUUGAUUUAAUAUCGAUUUCAUUGGAUAAAUCCCUUUUGAUUUAUUUGUGUGUGGAAAAUCAGCAGCAAUGGAUGUUGAUAGAUAUCUGGAAGUGUGAACCUCUCAGGCAUUAGAGGACACCAGAAGGAUUGAGUUAUUGAGUAUUGCUAAAGUGUUAAUACUUGCUAAGGUGAAAUUGACAAUGAGGAGGGCACAGAUGCAGAGGAUAAUAGCUGAACAUUAUGUAUCUGAGGAUGUGUUUAAAGUGGAGGAGUUGGAGGUGUUUCCUGAAAGUAAACCUAGUGAGCUUGAGCUCCAGUGCAAGUUAGAAAAAUUAAAGAUGGAGGCAGAGGCAAUUUCAGGCUGGAGAGACAGAAAAGCAGUAAGAAAAUUCUCUUACAAAGUGUAAUUAAGGGGAAGGCUUAGCAAGCCUAUUCUGCUUUGACAGUAGCUGAAGCAGCUGAUUAUUUACUUAUUUAUGCUGACCCAGUCAUCGCCACUGGGCUAUAAAUGUGCAGGAGCAGUGUGUGGUUCAGUGCUUUGCUCAAGGACACACACGUUGCCUCGGCUGAGGCUCGAACUCAGAACUUUCAGAUCGCUAGUUCAACACCUUAACCACAUGGUCACACACCACACAUUAUGACCUAGUGAAACAGGCUGUGCUGAAAGCUUACGAGUUGGUCCCAGAAGCAGACAGGCAAAAGUUUAGAAAUCUGUGAACCAGACAUACAGAAUUUGCUUAUGAGAAAUUUGUGUCUUUUGACCACUGGUGCACAUCUGAACAUGUAAAUGAUGAUUUUUACAGCUUGAAAGAGUUGGUUUUAAUUGAAGAAUUCAGAAGGUGUGUCCCUGAUGACAGAAAGAUGUAUUUAGAUGGAAAUGAUGCUGCCACUAUGCAGGAAUCUGCUGGAUUAGCAGAUCAGUUUGCUUUAACUCAUAAAGUUAUGUUUACCCUGAAUAAGAGUUUCCAAAAGGUACUUGUCAAGAUUUGGGUAAACCUAAUGAGCUCACCCCAGUGGCCUAUACCUGCAUUCGGUGAACCCUUUUUCGAAAGUUAUAGUGGAUUGUGUUGGCCCAUUGCCAAAGACCAAAGUAUCUGCUAACUAUUCUGUGUACUGCAACCAGAUUCCCAGAGGCAAUGCCUCUCAGAAAUAUUAAAGCUAAAACUGUGGCGAGGGCUCUUACCAAGAUUUUCACAUUAUUCGAUUUGUCUAAAGAAAUCCAGUCUGCUCAAGGAUGUAAUUUUACAUCUGGAUUAUUCCAACAGGUAGUUUCUGAACUGGGAGCAAAACAAAUUGCAUCAUCUGCGUACCAUACAGAAUCACAAGGGGCUUUAGAAAGAUUUCAUUCUACCCUCAAAACAAUGAUUAAGACAUACUGUGUUGAAAAUGGAAAAGACUGGAAUGAAGGAAUACAUUUGCUUUUGUCCACAGAAAGAGAGUCAGUACAGGAAUCACUGGGCUUUACUCCAUUUGAAAUUGUAUUUGGUCGCAGAAUGACCUUUGACCUUGUUAAAAGAAACAGUGGAUUGAUGGGAAUGUACAUGUUAACUCGUUAGACUAUGUUUUGAUCUUCAAAAAUAAACUACACAAAACCUGUAGUCCAGUGAGACAAAACUUAAAAAUUUCUCAAAACAAAAUGAAGUGUUGGUUUGAUAACAGGGCUCGAGAAAGAAAAUACCAGGUGGGAGAUAAGGUGCUUGCCUUAUGUUGACGAAUCCACUUCAGGCGAAAUUCAAUAGACCGUAUGAGAUAGUCUCUCAAAUUAAUGAUGUGAAUUAUGUAAUUAAAACACCCGACUGACGUAAACUAACACAGGUGGUACACAUAAAUAUGAUAAAACCUUUUUUGAACAAGUAGGUACCAUCUGUGUGUGUUGUUGUCAAAACAAAUGAAACUGGCAACCCUGAGAAUGAAACAAUUGACUGGUCUGAGACUUUUAUCAAGCCAAACAUGGUCCCAGUUAGGUUAAUGAACUCGGUUGUUCCAGAAAACAUUGCUAACAGGUUGUCUCAUCUGCAGCCAAAGCAACAACAACAGCUGAAGGAAUUAUUUUUGAAGUUUAAAGAUUUAUUUCCCUUUGUUCCCAAGCAAACCACGGUCGUAGUACAUGAUGUAGAUGUUGGUCAAGCUAAACUGAUUAAACAACACCCAAAUUGCAUGAACGUAGAAAAGUGUAAAUUGGCUGACCAGGGAAUUGAGUAUGUGCUGGAGAAUGGUAUUAUUAGGCCUUCAAAAUGAGAUUGGAGUCACCCUGCAUUAUUGUGCCCAAACCUGAUGGUAGUGUUAGAUUUUGCACUGAUUAUAGAAAGGUAAAUGCAGUAACAAAAACAGAUACCUAUCCUAUCCCUAGAGUGGAUGAUUGCAUCGAUAAGGCUGGAAAAGCUAAUUUCUUACAACGAUUGAUCUGUUGAAAGGGUAUUGGGGUGUGUUCCAUUGAUGGACAGAGGUAGAGAAAUUUCUGCAUUUGUGACACCAUCUGGGUUGUAUGAAUACAAUGUUUUGCCUUUUGGAAGGAAAAAUGCUCCAGGAGCAUCCCAGAGAAUGAUUGAUUUUGUAAUUCGAGGGUGAGAACACACAGAUACCUAUAUUGAUGACUUAGCUACAGGGAGUGGCACUUGGGAAGAGCAUAUCUCUGCAGUAGAAAAGCUAUUUGACAGGCUUUCCCAGGCCAGCCUUACAGUUUACUUGGCUAAGAGUGAAUAUGGCCAUGCCAGUAUGACCUGUCUUGGCUAUGUUGUAGGUCAAAGCAAGUUGGCUCCUGUUCUGGCAAAACUCCCAGCAAUUUCUCAAGUUCCUAUUCUGACUGCUAAGAAGGCUCUUAGAAGGUUUCUGGGAAUGGAUGGAUAUUAUCGUAAGAACUCUGCUGCUAUCACUCUUCCUCUGACCAAUCUCCUGAAGAAGCGUGAAAAGUUUGUUUGGACCGAGCCCUGUCAGGAUGCAUUUGAUCGAUUGUUAUCAGUAUUUGAGAUUAGGCCAAUCAAUGUAGUGCUGUCAGCAAAUUUAAUUAGCAGAUUGGAGCUGUGGGUGGCAACACAAGUCAUGGGUGCACAGAGAGGAAAAGACAGGGCCAAAGUGACAACCCUGUGGGGUAUGUGUGCUGAGGGUCAGAGAGACAGAGGAGAUGGAGCCCACUCUUACUUCCUGCUGGUGAUCUGACAGGAAGUCCAGGAUCCAGCUACACAAGGCAGGGUGACGGCCAAGGUCUCUGAGCUCCAUGUCGAUUCUUCGCGCCUUUGUCUGACUACUGCUCUGCCCAUGACUGCAAGGAACUUCAGAGAACUUUGGAGAGCAGAGAACAUCAGAGAAACAAGUCUCCACUCCAUGGACUCUUCCUACACUUCCCCUCCCUUGGAAAAGCAGGCCAUUUACUCAAAUAACCUCAUAACCUGGACAUUCUUGCUGCAAACCCACUCCCCCAUCGGGGAAGAGAUACAAAAGCCUUAACGUGCGUAACACCAAGCUGAAGUAUGCCUUCCUGUCUACAGCUAUAGGCCAAAUGAGUGAUAAAAUGGACUCGACCUCACAAUGUAACUCGACGUGACCCUGCACCAUAUGUCUACCUGCACUGCACUUUCUCUGCAGCCACAAUGCUUUCUUACAGUGAUUAUUUUGUUGUAUAUCAGCUCAAUGUACUGUUGUAAUGUAUCCAUCUGCGUGGAUGGUACAUCAGGCAAGAUUUUCACUGUAGCUCAGUACAUGAUGAUAAUAAACAAAUUUCCCAUUUUAAUUGUGUGGAAAUAUUAGACAGACUGAGCUUCUGCUCUGGAAGCUCAGAAGGAAACUGAACUGUUGUCAUUUCUGUGGAAAGCAAAUAU
Hypanus sabinus (Atlantic stingray) is the source of this 7287-nucleotide messenger RNA. Its product is annotated as zinc finger protein 229-like. The record is from RefSeq and is a predicted model, not a curated record. The transcript has 2 exons. Lineage: Eukaryota; Metazoa; Chordata; Chondrichthyes; Myliobatiformes; Dasyatidae. Gene Ontology annotation, cellular component: nucleus. The coding region runs from base 870 to 2093 and encodes 407 amino acids.